GUUUAGUUUUUGCACUUUUUAUAUUGCCGAAAUCCGUUCGGCGAGAUCCGUCAAAAUGGGCGAUAUAAGCGGUUUUAAUACCUAUAACUAUGAAAAACUUCGUAAUUACAUACUCAAUCCGGAUAUAUCUAUCCACAAUCCACUCCCAGAUGUGCUGCCGAGGAAAUUCGAUCCAAUGCGAAUAUUGAAAGUGCCUCAGGGACCAGGAAGCACCAAAUUGAUUCCACGUAGAGAUUUCGUGAGUGGUGAAAUUUUGGAGUUUGUAGAAGUUGAUUUGGAGGAUGUGGGCGCCAAUGCCAACAACUCGAUGUCAAUGCGGCGGGAACCGGGCCUACUGGAGGAGGCUACCCGUGGCUCUCAUAUGAACUAUCCAUUUUGGCCUGGCGGAUUCGAUGAACAGCAAGAGGAAAUGGCCGCCCUGAAUGUGGAUAACUUUGACUUUGGAGACACUUUACUGACCAUUCCCCCUGGUUUUGCAGCGGGCUAUGAUUUUAGCAGGAAUCAGAAUCAGGAGAGCAAGGUCGUGGAGGCCCUACAAAGCGAAAGCAAUGUUGAUCUCUUGGAGAAUUUGGAGCAGGAUUUGGAUGUUCAACAGUGGAUGCAAAUCACUCGCAACGUAACUGAGGCCCAAGAAGGAUCAAAGCGAAGUGUAGCAGAGAUUCCAGCCGAAUUUCAGGAUGUCGAUGAUGAGAUAAUGAAUGCUGAUCUUCAACCGGUCCUGACUAUAUCCACCAGCAACAACAAAACAUUCUACAGUGAGUGGGCCGAAAUGGUUGACAUCAGUCAGCCGAUUACUAAUUUUAAGGAACAAAUUCCAUGCCCGGCUAUGGACUUUCCCUUUGAACUGGAUGUGUUCCAGAAACAGGCCAUAUUGAAAUUGGAGCAGCGGCAAUAUGUCUUUGUGGCUGCCCACACAUCGGCUGGCAAGACAGUGGUUGCCGAGUAUGCUAUAGCAUUGUCCAAGCGUGAUCUCACCAGGACUAUUUACACAUCGCCAAUUAAAGCUCUAUCUAAUCAAAAGUAUCGCGACUUUCGCAAGACUUUUAAGGAUGUGGGUCUGAUAACCGGAGAUCUGCAAAUUGAGCCAACAGCAUCCUGCCUGAUUAUGACCACAGAGAUUCUGCGCUCCAUGCUGUACUGUGGAAGUGAUAUUACCAGAGAUCUGGAAUAUGUCAUAUUCGAUGAGGUCCAUUACAUAAACAACCCGGAACGGGGCCAUGUGUGGGAAGAGGUCAUCAUAUUGUUGCCCGAACAUGUCAAUAUCAUAAUGCUUAGUGCCACAGUGCCCAAUACAAUGGAGCUGGCAAAUUGGGUGGGCAGUACCAAGAAGCGCAAAGUCUAUGUCAUUAGCACAUUGAAGCGCCCGGUGCCUUUGAUGCACUACCUCUAUACGGGAGCCGGCGGUAGGAGUCGCGAUGACAUAUUUCUAUUGGUGGAUGCUCAGGGCAAGUAUCUUCAAGAAAACUACGAAAAAGCCGUGGCGCGCAAGAAGGAAAUGCAGAGUAAAUCCGAGGGUGGUGGCCCAAAGACCCAUGCCAGUGGCAAACCGGAACAAGGAAAUCCCGGCGACCGUAAGAAGGAGGCACCAAAGGCCAAAAGCACUCCAUUUAUUAGCGGGCCCAAGAACUAUGUCAGUGGCAAGCAGGACCGUCAGAUUUGGAUAGGGCUAAUUGAUUUUCUAAAGCGCAGCAAUAAGAUGCCCGUAGUGGCCUUCACCCUGUCCCGCAAUCGAUGUGACCAAAAUGUGGCAGCCCUUCAGUGCGUGGAUCUCAACACCGAGCAAGAGAAGAAAGGUGUGCGCAAAUUCUUCCAGCAGUGUUUGGCCAAACUAAAGCCACCGGAUCGCACUAUACCACAAGUGAUGGUUCUGAGAGACGCCCUGGAGCGUGGCAUUGGUGUCCAUCAUAGCGGCAUAUUGCCAAUAUUGAAGGAAAUUGUGGAAAUGCUUUUUCAAAACGGUUUGGUAAAGUUACUCUUUGCCACUGAAACCUUUGCCAUGGGCGUCAAUAUGCCCGCCCGCACUGUGAUCUUUGAUUCGCAUAGAAAAUUCGAUGGACUCGAAGUGCGCAAUCUAAAGCCGGGCGAGUAUAUACAAAUGGCUGGCCGAGCCGGCCGGCGUGGUCAUGACGAGAAUGGGACCGUGAUCCUGCUCUGCAAGGGCAAUGUGCCACCUACAAUGGAAUUGCGACCCAUGAUCCUGGGUCUGCCCGAGAAGCUACAAUCGCAGUUUAUCCUCCGCUAUGCCGUCAUCCUGACUUGCCUUCGCAUUGAGAGCAUCAAAGUGGAGGACAUUAUGAAGUUCAGUUUUAAGGAGUUCAAUCAGCGAUUGCAAUUACCGACUCAACAAAAGGAGUUGCGCUUGGCCGAAGAUAAAUUUGCGAUGCUCCCCGCUUUGGGUGAACAUUUACAGCCACUCAUUUACUUCUAUGACAAAUCUGUCGAAUAUUGGAAAGAAAACCAUCGGUCCAUGAAAUUUGUGGUAACGCAACCGAAAAUUCAAAAGGAGCUAAAAGUGGGAAGAGUCUUGGUAAUUACUCAAGGAAAGCAUUACAACAAGCUGGCCAUUUUGCUCAAUAUCAAAUCUGUACUGGGAAAAGAUACUAUCUAUAAAGUUCUGGCGCUAGACCAUCAGUACAAGGCAAAGGAAGAGAGUCUACAGCGAGAUGAUCUUUAUUACAAGAUCCUUUCGCUAACACCACAGCAUAAGUUCUUCCAGCCGGAGGGCAUCGGUGGUCAUGCUGUGUUCGACAUCAAAGCCAUUGAUAUUGUAAGCAUUACCAAAUCUCUUAUCAAGGUGGAUGCCGAUAUAAUUAUACGCAAUUGGGAGCAACGGCAAUUGGAACGCUUCAGAGAUGCUCCACCAGGCGCCACUGUGGUCAAGGCCGUGACAGAGCUACAUCAGCUCAAUGAGGCAUACAAUGCCAAUCCGGAUAGCAUAAAGUUUGUGAAUCUUAGCAAGGAGAUAAAUGUUAAUGCCGAGAGCGAAAUGACCAUGCUUAACUAUGUGAAUCACUUAAAAAAACAACUGGGCGAAGUCCUGCCCCACACCAAUAUAGCAGGCUUCGAGCAGGAGUUUGCGAAGGUCUACGAACGACGCAUGCUAGAGAUUCACAUCGAAGAACUUCGCUUCAAGAAUUCGGCAAAGAAUCUCACUUUGUAUCCGAACUAUUGCAAUAAGCUCAAAGUUCUGCGUGCCCUCAACUAUAUUGACGAACUGGACGAGGUGACACUCAAGGGAAAAGUGGCCUGUGAAAUGGGUCAAAACGAGUUACUCAUUACCGAAUUAAUUCUCUGCAAUAUGUUCAAUGAUUUGGAGCCGGCGGAGAUAGCUGCCCUUCUAUCGAGUCUGGUGUUUCAAGCAAAAAUUCAAGGCGAACCUGUAAUACCAGAUGCUCUUAAGGCAUGUGUAGCUGCUUUUGAGCAAAUCAACGAUACCAUACUGGCCGAGGAACAGCGUUUUGAAGCCGAGAUCGAAGCAGAGAAUCGCCUUAAUUUUGGCCUACUCGAGGUAGUUUAUGAGUGGGCUAGAAAUAAGCCCUUUGCUGAAAUCAUGAAACUAACCGAAGUCCAGGAGGGAAUCAUUGUUCGGUGUAUCCAGCAGCUGGAUGAGACGCUUCGCGAUGUAAAAACAGCUGCCAUACGCAUAGGAAACCCAGGUCUGCAAUCCAAAAUGGAAGAGGCAUCGGCAGCAAUCAAGCGAGACAUUGUUUUUACAGCCAGCUUGUACACGGAACUCUGA
Messenger RNA from Drosophila willistoni, 3739 nucleotides. RefSeq names its product helicase SKI2W (gene tst). The transcript is spliced from 3 exons. Gene Ontology annotation, molecular function: RNA helicase activity; RNA binding; ATP binding. Gene Ontology annotation, cellular component: Ski complex. Gene Ontology annotation, biological process: nuclear-transcribed mRNA catabolic process, 3'-5' exonucleolytic nonsense-mediated decay. Bases 56 to 3739 code for a protein of 1227 amino acids. The record is from RefSeq and is a predicted model, not a curated record. Lineage: Eukaryota; Metazoa; Arthropoda; Insecta; Diptera; Drosophilidae.